AUGGCCAGCUGGUCAGGACAGCCCGCCAUCAGAGGCAACUCCGAGGCUGUGCGCAUGAUUCUGUUAAGUUUCGUCACUAUUGGCAUAACUUUCACAUGGGGUAUCGAAAUGACAUUAUGGAUUGCUGGUCCGUUGUCCGGUCUCAUAGUUCAGCCUGUUGUCGGCGUCAUUGCGGAUGAGAGCUUUACCCGUGAGAUUGUUGGUUUCGUGGUGGCCGAUGAUGAGGCCGCCAAGCGACCUACAAUAGUAUUGGCUGUAUUGGCCAUAUAUGUUGUUGAUUUCGCUAUUAAUGCUGUCAUGUCAUGCUCAAAGAGUCUCAUUGUCGACACAUUACCAAUCCACAAACAGCAGACAGGGGCGGCUUGGUCAAGUCGUAUGUCUGCAAUUGGUCAUAUGAUUGCGUAUGGUGCCGGGGCUGUAGAUUUGUUGAAGCUGUUUGGAACCACGCUUGGUGAUACUCAGUUCAAACAGCUCACGGUCAUCUCAACCAUUGCUCUUCUAGGUUCAACGUCACUCACUUGCUGGGCCGUUACAGAGCGGGUUCUGCUAGCCUCCAAACCAACCCAGCAUGAGGGUCGCUUCAAAGUCUUUCGCCAAAUCUGGUCGACACUUCUAAACCUACCUCCUCGAAUUCAAGCCAUCUGCUGGGCACAGUUCUGGGCUUGGAUCGGUUGGUUCCCUUUCCUUUUUUAUAGUACCACAUGGGUUGGUGAAACAUACUUUCGUUACGACGUGCCUGCCGAUGCAAGGAAAUCUAAGGAUACUCUCGGUGCCAUUGGGCGCAUAGGAAGCACUGCGCUUGUUAUUUACUCCGUAAUCACAUUUGCAGGUGCCUGGAUUUUGCCCAUGUUUGUGCAGUCUCCUGAGGACAACUCCUUUACCCACCGGCCUCCUCAGGUAAUCGCAGGCUUCUUGACACGGUUCAACCAGGUGAAGCCUGAUCUAUUGACCGCUUGGAUGCUUGGGCACAUAAUGUUUGCUGCAUCCAUGUCUUUGGCGCCAUUUGCAACCAGCUUCCGAUUUGCGACUGUUCUGGUCUGUCUAUGCGGCAUACCUUGGACUCUCGCUAUGUGGGCUCCGAGUGCUUUCCUCGGCGUCGAGGUCAAUAAGCUCGGCGGUGGCGCCGGAUCAGAUGGCACAUAUCGUCGCAUUUCGGACGAGCCCGACAUCGAGCUCUCCGAGAUCAGCCACAACGAUGCAACUUUGCCGCUCGAUCAUGGUUCGGAGGUUGGUAUGCCAUCUACGGCUUCUACGGGCGAGUUAUCAGGUAUCUACUUCGGCAUCCUGAACAUUUAUACGACUUUGCCACAGUUUGUUGGUACGUUCAUAUCUACCAUCGUGUUCGCGGUCCUCGAGCCUGGAAAGAGUCCCGAGCUCGCGGGUGAUGAAAAGAAGCAGCCAGAUCCAGAUGGUCCGAACGCCAUAGCGGUGUGCCUAUUCAUUGGAGCCAUGAGCAGUUUGGUUGCAGCAUAUGUGACCCGGAAGCUAAAGGUCACAUAA
This is a messenger RNA of Fusarium musae, 1500 nucleotides long. RefSeq lists its product as uncharacterized. NCBI's taxonomy places the organism in Eukaryota, Fungi, Ascomycota, Sordariomycetes, Hypocreales, Nectriaceae. Bases 1 to 1500 code for a protein of 499 amino acids. Gene Ontology annotation, cellular component: membrane. The transcript is spliced from 7 exons. The record is from RefSeq and is a predicted model, not a curated record. Gene Ontology annotation, molecular function: sucrose:proton symporter activity.